This is a messenger RNA of Fomitiporia mediterranea MF3/22, 898 nucleotides long. Its product is annotated as h-sco1. The transcript is spliced from 3 exons. Gene Ontology annotation, biological process: mitochondrial respiratory chain complex IV assembly; intracellular copper ion homeostasis. Gene Ontology annotation, molecular function: copper ion binding; copper chaperone activity. The coding region runs from base 4 to 807 and encodes 267 amino acids. Gene Ontology annotation, cellular component: mitochondrial inner membrane. NCBI's taxonomy places the organism in Eukaryota, Fungi, Basidiomycota, Agaricomycetes, Hymenochaetales, Hymenochaetaceae. The record is from RefSeq and is a predicted model, not a curated record.
GUCAUGAACAUACACGCAAGGGCUCUCACUAUCCGUUCUGCUCGCUCAUGGCGUCCUCUUCAGCCCUGUCGAAGUCUUGCAGCUAAUCGUGUCUACAGACGGCAUAACUCAACUCAGCAAUCUCUGCCAAGAGGAAACGACAAGUCUGCCGUCGGGGUAUUCACUCCAAAGGCAGCCAUAGUCUUCGUGCUUACAGGCGUCGGUCUCUACUUCUACUUCAAUCACGAAAAGAAGAAGUUACAGGAGCAGAAGAAGAAAGAACUUGAAUCCCGAAAAUGGGGCAAAGCAGCCGUCGGAGGUCCAUUCGAGCUCACCACACACAAGGGCGAACCGUUCACCGAGAAGAACCUACUUGGGAAAUGGUCUCUGGUGUACUUUGGCUUCACGAACUGUCCGGACAUCUGUCCCGAAGAGCUCGACAAGAUGACAGAAGUCGUAAACGUCCUUGACAAGCAAUACGGACCCAUCUCCCAACCAAUCUUCAUCUCCGUCGACCCCGCACGAGACCCUCCCUCCCAAAUCGCACUCUACCUACGCGACUUCCACCCCCGACUCAUCGGUCUCUCAGGAACCUACGAACAAACUCGCGCUGUCUGCAAAGCCUACCGCGUCUACUUUAGUACACCCAAAGACGCUCAGCCCGACGGGGACUACCUCGUUGACCAUUCCAUCUACUUUUACCUUAUGGAUCCUGAAGGCGAGUUUGUGGAGGCGUUUGGGAAGGUUAAUACAGUUGAGGAUGUUGUGAGGAAGGUGCAGGAAGAGGUUGGGAGGUGGGAGAAGGAACAUGGAGGGAGCAGAACAUAAAGCUUGAUUAAUAUGACUCCCUUGGUGGAGUGAAGAAAUUGCAUUGCAUUAGGACCUAGUUCAUUCAUACACACACCACUCUGUCUGUCGU